UCGUCCUCCUCGGGGCGGGCAGGGCUGCAGCAGUUUCAUGAACGGCGCGGCCGCACCAUGGUCCCUUUCCCCCCGAACCAGCUCCUCCGAUCUGUUUCAUUGACAAACAUCCCGGUUGCUGCAUUUGUGCCACGGGCCGCGUCGCGUCGCCGCGGGAGCGUCGCAGCGCCGCAGCCGCAGCCGCAGUGAUCUUCACCAACAACCACCGGCGGUGUGGUUCGCACCAGCUCGUCAGCUGUUGAAUCGCCACUUGGACUCGGACUGGAUCCCCACUCGCCCUCCUCCUCCUCCUCCUCCUCCUCCUGUUCCGCACUCUCCCGGGGACAGACGGCCCCCAGCAGCACCUGAGACCCUACGUCCUCCGCCACUCGGACCCCUCGGGGGCCCCUGCGGUGGCGUCGCCAGCGCGCACUCGGUGGCACAUUGACUGGAUUUGUCGGCGCGACCUCCGCGGGGCGCCCGGACGCACCGAUGGAGGAUUGUGGAUGCUUUUCGAAACCAUGGAUAUCUGCGAUGACUGCAGCGGCCGGUGUGUGAUGCGAACUGAGCCGUGGGUGGCGUAGACCCCCCCGCCCCCCCCCCCCAACACCGCCCUCUCAGAGAACUGUCCCUGCGUCCCGGACGCGCAGCCUGGUCUCACUCCGCCCGGGGAACAUGUCCCGGGCAGCGGCCAUCGCCAGCUCCCUGAUCCGCCAGAAGCGGCAGGCGAGGGAGCGCGAGAAGGCGAACGCGUGCCGCGGCGGCGGCGGCGGCGGCGGCGGCAGCCCGAGCAACAGCAAAGGCGCCAACGAGAAGCCGAGCAAGCUCAAUGUGUUCUCGCGUGUCAAACUGUUCGGAUCGAGGAAGAAACGGAAGAGGAGGCGACCACCAGAGCCCCAGUUAAAGGGCAUUGUGACCAGGCUUUCCAAUCGCCAGGGCUUCCAGCUGCAGAUGCAGCCUGAUGGCACCAUCGAUGGAACCAAGGACGAGGACAGCACUUAUGCUGUGUUCAACCUGAUUCCUGUUGGGCUUCGUGUGGUGGCCAUCCAGGGCGUCCAGACCAAACUCUACUUGGCAAUGAACAACGAAGGCUUUCUCUACACCUCCGAACAUUUUACCCCGGAGUGUAAGUUCAAGGAGUCUGUGUUUGAGAACUACUACGUCACGUACUCCUCCAUGUUGUACCGGCAGCAGGCCUCCGGCCGGGCCUGGUACCUGGGACUCAACAAGGAGGGCGGAAUCAUGAAGGGGAACCACGUGAAGAAGAACAAGGCCGCCGCACACUUCAUACCCAAACCGCUCAAAGUGGCCAUGUACAGGGAGCCCUCCCUCCAUGACCUGACGGAACUGUCACGGUCCGGCAGCGGCACGCCGACCAAGAGUCGCAGCGCUUCGGCCCUACUUAACGGCGGAAGGAAGACACCCAGCAACAAUGACUUAUCCUAGCCCCCCCACCCCCUCACACACACACACAUACACACACAAAUACACAAACACACACACAUACACACACAAAUACACAAAUACACACUCAAGCGCAUGCACACACACACACACACACACACACACACACACACACACACACACACACACACACACACACACACACACACACACACACACACACACAGAUCUCAGGCCGUCAUGCCCACACAUCAGGCUGGUGAGGGUUUGGUGACAGAGGAGAUGGAGGAGGACAGGAACGUGUUCUUCCACUUCACGGAGCACCACUGUGACUGACUGUGAUGUAAAUAAAUCAAGGACAAUCAAUCCGUCUGACUCUGCUGCUCUGGUCUGCAGUCGGACGGGACCUGUGGAUCUCUCCCCUCAGCUACUCUUCCUGCUGUAUCAUACCCAGACAGAACAAGGGAGGGAGGGAAGGAAAGGAGGGAUGGAGAGAGUCAGUCAGUCACACAGUCCUAUAAACAGACUGUUACUGAGAACCAAAGAGUAUUAGUAAAGUAUUAACCAAGUUAUUGCAAUGAAAAGGCAGGGGGCAAGAAAAGUUAGAGCGCAACAAAAGGAGGGAGGAAAGUCUUUAUCUACUCUACCGUACGCUAUGUUUACACAGAGUUCAUGGGGUUAAGUCAUAUUUUUAAAAAUGACGAACGUAUUCCUCGUACACUCAUGAGGACUGAUUAUUUGUUUGCAUGCAGGUGCGCCUGUGUGUGUGUGUCUGAGUGUGUGUGUGUGUGUGUGUGUGUGUGUGUGUGUGUGGGGUCAGGGUUAGUGUGCUCUCAUGCUCUGCGCUUGCAGUAGGUGUGUGUGUGGGUGUGUGUGUGUCGGGGGGUGGGGGUGGGGGGGAGGGGGUUGGGAUUUUACCUUUUUAAGAUCUGUUGUAUAUCAGACAAACCUCCUGAGGGCUUUAGCAGGUUAAAAUAUAAGGUUUACUGUAUAUGCUUCCAUGCUUACUUCUUACAAGCAAUGCUGUCGUUUAUCUCUUCCGUUCGCUCGGUCGUCGUCCCUUGCUGUUUGUUUGUUUGUUUGUUUGUUUGUUGCAUGGAAGCUUGUGGACCUCUGCUCAGUAGCAGCAUGCCGAGGGUCCGUUUUUUUUUCCUGGUCUUGUGUGUUCCUGACCAAGAGCGAACACUAGUGAGGCCAAUAGUGUCAUACCACAACACUAGUGAACCAACGUGAAGGUGUUAGAACGCUACUGGACCAAUAGGAUUGCACCAGAAGACGAGUGGACCAACGGUGUUGGGCCAGAACUUAUUGGAGAACCAAUAGGAGCACAGAUUAAUUAACAUAAUAUUUUGGUUCCUGCUGUGGACAAACUAGAAAUGCACUAAAUAAACUAUUUCUAAAGAAGUGAA
Molecule: messenger RNA, 2792 nt
Organism: Scophthalmus maximus (turbot)
Lineage: Eukaryota; Metazoa; Chordata; Actinopteri; Pleuronectiformes; Scophthalmidae
Gene: fgf13b
Product: fibroblast growth factor 13b
Exons: 5
Coding region: 655-1425 (256 amino acids)
Biological process (GO): positive regulation of gene expression; animal organ morphogenesis; regulation of cell migration
Cellular component (GO): cytoplasm
Molecular function (GO): growth factor activity; fibroblast growth factor receptor binding
Source: RefSeq, a predicted model, not a curated record